CACAUACCAGAAGCAAAUUUACGUUUGAAUAAUGAUGAAGACAUAUCAAACAUUCCACAGAAUACGAUAAAUAAUAUUGCAUCCCUGGUGACAAAUGAAGUAUUGGGUGCUGUUGCAGAAAGUCUAGAAGCCAAGGCAGCUUCAGAAACAACGGAUGGAGAAUUGGACACUGCAGAAUUAGAGAAACGAACACAUGAGUACAUAGAAUCAUUACUCACAGAUUCAUUGUUAAGGAAACUUACAGACAAACAAGAUGAUGAUGUUGGAAGAGGAGGAAGAAACACAAUCCAUUAUGUUGAAUCUAUGAUUGAGAACCAGCUUUGGAAGCAAUUAAUAGGA
Gryllus bimaculatus (two-spotted cricket) is the source of this 339-nucleotide messenger RNA. The record is from the annotation of a GenBank genome assembly. NCBI's taxonomy places the organism in Eukaryota, Metazoa, Arthropoda, Insecta, Orthoptera, Gryllidae.